AUGGUGAAUCAUUUCGUAAUUAUUGAAUUUUACACGUACACUGUACAAGGAGCUAUUAUUGCUCUACCAAAUGGUUUAUUGACGUAUAAAAUGCUAACGAAGAGAUCGUUACGAAAAAGCUAUUCGAUUAUUCUUUGGCAGGUAUUUGUGAAUGCCUUUUUGGGCGUAACGCAACUGAUAGCUGGAGUGAUUCGUCUCACUAUAUUGUAUAGCACUAAUCAGCAGGAAUAUCGAAGUAGAAGUUUCUGUAUCCUGAUGCCGUGGAACUUGAUGUCAUCUUGGGGGGAACCAAUGGUUGCGAUAUGCUUAUUGAUGGUCAGUAUAGACCGUCUUAUUGCAUUGAUAGCGCCGAUCACUUACUUUAAGCAUAGUUCACAACUUCAGAGCGUUCAAUUAAUUGCGUGGAAUUUGUUCUUACUUUCAAUCACAUUACCGAAUUGGUAUUUUUCUUUGGUGGAAACGAAUGUGUUCAUCAGUAAUUUUUGUUGGUGA
This is a messenger RNA of Anisakis simplex (herring worm), 492 nucleotides long. The record is from the annotation of a GenBank genome assembly. Lineage: Eukaryota; Metazoa; Nematoda; Chromadorea; Rhabditida; Anisakidae.